AUGGUAGUAGAAGAAGAAGUAUCUUUACCGGAAGAUUGUUGGCAACAUGUGUUCAAAUUAUUCUUGAACCAUGAUGGUGACCAUCACUUUUUACAAUCUCUUUCAAUCGUUUCAAAACAGUUUCUCUCCAUGACGAGCUGUUACCGAGUCUCUCUCACAAUCUCUAAUCAAACCUUACCUUUUCUUCCCCGCCUCCUCCGUAGAUUCACCAACCUCACCUCCCUCAAUAUCGCAAAUUUCUCUGGUGAUCGCGAUAGGCUUCUCUACGAAAUCUCUUGUUUCCCUUUACAACUUAAGUCCCUUAACCUUUCUAACCACCCCGCAAUUCCCAUACAUGGACUGCGGGUUUUCUCUCAAAAAAUUACAACUCUGACCUCUCUCGUUUGUUCCAACAUUGUAUACAUUUAUAAAACUGAUUUAUUUUUUAUUGUUGAUUGUUUUCCUUUACUCGAAGAACUUGACCUUAGUUUUCCUCAACUUAUUGAUUUCUAUGAUGAUUUUAAAAUAAGUGACCUUACAUUAGCACUUCCUAAGCUCCGCAAGGUUAAUCUCUCUGGUAUUUACUACCUCAACGACUCAUGGAUUUUUCAUCUUUGCAAGAACGGUAAGAAUCUUGAAGAGGUUGUAAUGAUUAAAUGUGAAGGUUUAACUCAUACAGGGAUUGCCUUUGCUCUCCGCGAGAGACCAACUUUAAAGUCUUUCGCUAUUACUAUUUCCGAGAAAGUGGAAGGAUUUAUUAGUUUGGAGUUGAUUGAUUCUCUAAGGAGUAUGAAGAGUUUGAGUAGUCUUGAUUUGUCGUUUUCCUGUAUCUCAGAUGAAUUGCUCUUAUCUCUUGCGGAUGAACGUCUUCCUCUGAAGAGAGUCGUCCUUAAUCGUUGUAGCAACUAUAGUUAUCCUGGAAUUUUUUACUUGGUAUCCAAGUCUCAGUUUUUGCAACAUUUGGAUCUUCAAAAUGCUAUAUGUUUGGAUGAUUAUCGCGUUGCCGGGUUGUCUUUUUUUCUUAAUAAUUUGAUAUCUAUAAACCUUAGUUAUUGUCGGAAGCUCACGGAGAAGACAUUGUUUGCACUUGUUAAGAGCUGUCCUCUAUUGGAUGAGAUAAGAAUGGAAUACACAUCUAUGGGAAAUUUGGAUGUAAAAAAGUAUAGUUCUCUGACGAAUUUUGCUGUAGAGCCUCCAUUGAAGUCUCUCCAUAUUUCUUCCAAUCCAUCGUUAAAUGAUGAAAGCAUCAAAAAAUUUGCUUCUAUCUUUCCAAAUUUGCAAGUACUUGACAUCAGCUCUUGUCGGGCGAUAUCAGAAGGUAUUGUGGAAGUUUUAAGGAGAUGCAUUAAAAUUAAGCAUUUGAACUUGACAUCUUGUUCAAGAGUGAACCUACGCGAGAUGAACUUCCAAGUUCCUAAACUGGAGGUGUUGAAAUUAUCAAUGACAAACAUUGAUGACGAAACACUCUGUGUGAUCUCAAAGAGUUGUUGUGGACUACUACAAUUGGAUUUGAAACAUUGUUUUAAUAUCACCAAGAAAGGGGUCAAAGAAAUAGUAGAAAAUUGCACGCAGCUAAGAGAGAUAAAAUUGUAG
Molecule: messenger RNA, 1572 nt
Organism: Lathyrus sativus (Indian pea)
Lineage: Eukaryota; Viridiplantae; Streptophyta; Magnoliopsida; Fabales; Fabaceae
Source: the annotation of a GenBank genome assembly